ACCACCGCGGUGCUGUGGCCGCGUUAGUUUUCAUAACUCUCACCGAGAUGUGCCAGCAUAGUUAAGGGACAUUUCAGAUCUCGUCCCGGUCCCUGCAACUGAAGACGUUGCUAGAAGGUGGAUUUAAGUGGAUUUGUGGGGUUGUGAGCAGGUGGGGAGCAGGAUGAGCAGGAUGGCCCGCAGCCUCGCAGCGGCUCCGGCGAGCCGCGUCUGGACCAGAAAUGACGGACUGUAGAUGGUCGAGUUUUGCGGGGGUUUUUUUAUUUCCAGAAGUUCUCUCUUAGGGUGUUGAAUUUAUAUCUGUGAUCCGUGAGGCAUCACAGAUCUCCAGAAGAGUUGAUGGUGCGUUUUCUCAGGUGACUUCGUGGUGAGAAACUACAGAAAUGGACGUGAAGAAAGAUGCCCCCCCUGCGGGCGAUGCAGGGAAGACGGACACCAUGGGGUCGACUGGCUCGGCCAGAAAAAGGGGAGGGGGGGCCAAGAAAGCAAUGCAGGCCAACAAGUCUGCUCUCAGGGCCCCCCGAGCCCUCUGCUGCCUCACUCUCAGCAACCCCAUCCGCAUGGCCGCGCUGGCCUUGGUGGAGUGGAAGCCCUUUGAUAUUUUUAUUCUACUUGCCAUUUUUGCCAACUGUGUGGCCAUGGGCGUCACAAAACCGUUCCCAGAUGACGAUUCCAACCCCACCAAUCACCAACUUGAACAAGUUGAGUAUGUCUUCCUCGUCAUCUUCACCAUCGAGACCUUCACUAAAAUCCUGGCCUACGGUCUGGUGAUGCACCCCAGCGCCUACAUACGCAGCGGAUGGAACUUGCUCGAUUUCGUUAUCGUCAUCGUUGGGUUGUUCAGCGUGAUCGCGGAAGGCAUGACGGACCACAAGCCCGGGGAGGCCCAUCACGCUGCAGGGAAGCCCGGAGGCCUGGACGUGAAGGCUCUCCGGGCCUUCAGGGUGCUGCGGCCGCUCCGACUCGUAUCUGGAGUACCAAGUCUGCAGAUCGUGUUGAACUCCAUCAUGAAGGCCAUGGUUCCCCUGCUCCACAUCGGUAUGCUCGUCAUGUUUGUCAUCAUAAUCUACGCCAUCAUUGGCUUGGAGCUGUUCAUCGGCAGGAUGCACAAGACCUGCUACGACUCGGGCUCAGGGCUCAUGGUGGAGGACGACCCGUCGCCCUGUGCGUUCGCCGGGAACGGCCGCUUCUGCGUCAGCAACGGGACUGAGUGCAGGGGCAAGUGGGAGGGCCCCAACGGAGGCAUCACCAACUUUGACAACAUCUUCUUUGCCAUGCUGACGGUGUUCCAGUGCAUCACCAUGGAGGGCUGGACCGAUGUGCUCUACUGGAUGAACGAUGCCAUUGGCUUUGAGAUCCCGUGGAUUUACUUUGUUUCCUUGGUCAUCUUUGGCUCAUUUUUCAUCAUCAACCUUGUAUUGGGUGUGUUGAGCGGCGAGUUCUCUAAGGAAAGAGAGAAAGCCGUGGCUCGCGGAGAGCUGCAGAAGGCGCAGGAGAGCAAGCAGAUGGAGGAGGACAUGAUCGGCUACAUGGACUGGCUCAUAGAAGCGGAGGACGUGGAUGAGGAAGGAAACAAACGUGCUGCGAUUGCAAAGAAAAAGAUGAUGAAGAAGUUUGGCUGGUACAAACACAGCGAGGAUGGAGAGUCGGACUCUGAUGAUGACAUUGCGUAUCUUGACGAUGACAACGGCUUCUGUGCUUCCCUCAUGGCAAAGAUGAUGGCCAAUAGCUUCUGUGACCAGUUGUGCCAGCUCAACCACACGAUGAGAAAGAACUGCCGCGUUGCAGUGAAGACCACCAACUUCUACUGGCUGGUGCUGCUGCUGGUGUUCCUCAACACCGUGGCCAGCGCCUCGGAGCACUACGGCCAGCCCAAGUGGCUCACAGAGCUGCAAGAGCGAGCCAACAAGAUCCUGCUGCUGCUGUUCACGCUGGAGAUGCUGAUGAAGAUGUACGCCUUCGGCCUCCAGAUCUACUUCAUGGCGCUGUUCAAUCGCUUCGAUUGCUUCGUGGUGUGCGGCGGUAUUCUGGAGACGCUGCUGGUGGAGAUGGAAGUCAUCCCGCCCAUCGGCAUCUCCGUGCUGCGCUGCAUCCGGCUGCUCAGGAUCUUCAAGAUGACUCGGCACUGGGCCGCCCUCUCCGAUCUCGUCACCUCGCUGCUGAACUCCAUGAAAGCCAUCUGCUCCCUCCUGCUCCUGCUGUUCCUCUUCCUCAUCAUCUUCGCUCUGCUGGGGAUGCAGUUGUUUGGAGGGAAGUUCAACUUUGACGAGACCCAGAUGAAGAGAAGCACCUUUGACUCGUUUCCUCAGGCUUUGCUCACGUGUUUCCAGAUCCUCACCGGAGAGGACUGGAACGCCGUCAUGUACGACGGCAUCAUGGCCUACGGCGGCCCCAUCUUCCCCAACAUGGUGGUGUGCAUUUACUUCGUCAUCCUCUUCGUCUGCGGUAACUAUAUCCUGCUCAAUGUCUUCUUGGCUAUUGCUGUGGACAACUUGGCAGGAGGAGGGGGGAAGAAAGCUGUGGAGGAGAAGAAAGAAGAAGAAGAGGAGUGGGAUGAGGAUGAAGAGAAGGAAGAGGAAGAUGCAGGGAAUGAGGAGGAUGACUGGCAGGAAAACGAGGAGCUGAGAGCCAUCGAGGGUCUGGAGGGAGUUGCUCCACUGAAGCCGGAGUUCUCGGGGCCUAAAGAGAAAAUUGUGCCAAUACCUGACGGAAGCUCCUUCUUCAUUCUGGGAAAGAAAAACUGUUUACGAGUGGCCUGCCACAACCUCAUCCACCACCCUUACUUCACCAACAUCAUCCUCGUCUUCAUCAUCCUCAGCAGCAUUUCUCUGGCUGCUGAGGAUCCAAUCAAAUCCCACUCAUUCAGGAACAUUGUGCUGGGAUAUGCUGAUUAUGUGUUCACCUCAGUUUUCACGGUGGAAAUCGUACUAAAGAUGACGGUUUAUGGAGCUUUCCUGCACACUGGCUCCUUCUGUCGGAACGCCUUCAACCUUCUUGAUCUGCUGGUCGUCGGUGUGUCACUCGCGUCUUUCUUUCUGCACUCAAGCGCGAUCUCUGUGGUGAAAAUCCUCCGAGUUCUCCGAGUGCUCAGGCCUCUCCGAGCCAUUAACAGAGCCAAAGGACUGAAGAAUGUGGUUCAGUGUGUGUUCGUGGCUAUCCGCACCAUCGGCAACAUCCUGAUUGUCACCACGCUCCUGCAGUUCAUGUUUGCUUGCAUUGGAGUGCAGCUUUUCAAGGGCCGGUUCUACAGCUGCACAGACGAAGCCAAACACACUCCGUAUGAGUGCAAGGGGACGUUUGUGGUCUACAAAGACGGGGAUAUGAACCACCCCAUGGUGAGAGAGCGGGUUUGGGAAAACAGCGAUUUCAACUUUGACAACGUGCUGAUGGGCAUGCUAGCGUUAUUCACCGUGUCCACGUUCGAAGGCUGGCCACAGCUCCUGUACCGAGCAGUGGACGCCAACGCCAUAAACCGUGGGCCCAUUUACAACUACCGCGUAGAGAUCUCCAUCUUCUUCAUCAUCUACAUCAUCAUCAUUGCCUUCUUCAUGAUGAAUAUAUUUGUGGGUUUUGUCAUCAUCACAUUUCGAGAGCAAGGAGAGGCCGAGUUCAAAAACUGUGAGCUGAAUAAAAAUCAGCGUCAGUGUGUGUAUUAUGCGCUGAAAGCUCAACCCAUCAAGAUUUACAUCCCAAAAAACCCGUCCCAGCUCAAGUUCUGGAGAAUCAUCAACUCCAGCCAGUUUGAGUAUGUGAUGUUUGUGCUGAUCCUGGGAAACACGCUCACUCUGGCUGUGCAGCAUUACGAGCAGUCCAAACUCUUCACCUCCAUCAUGGACAUCCUCAACAUGAUCUUCACCGUGGUCUUCACUGUGGAGAUGAUCAUCAAGCUGAUGGCUCUUCGGGCCCAUCACUACUUCAUCGACCCCUGGAAUUCCUUUGAUGCGCUGAUCGUCGUGGGGAGCGUGUUGGACAUCGCAAUCGCAGAGUUUAGUGGAGGAGGCGGCGGCCACGGAGAGGGGAAAGGAGAACACGCAAAGGUGUCCAUCACGUUCUUCCGUCUGUUCCGAGUGCUGCGGCUGGUCAAGCUGCUCAGCAAAGGAGAGGGCAUUCGAACUCUUCUCUGGACGUUUGUCAAGUCCCUGCAGGCCUUACCUUACGUCGGCCUCCUCAUCGCUAUGAUCUUCUUCAUCUACGCCGUGAUCGGCAUGCAGAUGUUUGGGAAGGUGGCCAUUGAUGAGGACACACACAUCAACAGGAACUGCAACUUCCAGACUUUCUUCAUGGCAGUGUUGGCCCUUUUUAGGUGUGCCACCGGGGAGCAGUGGCAGGAGAUCAUGCUGGCCGCGCUGCCCGGCAGACGCUGCGAUCCAGAGUCCGACGUGGAGCCCGGAGAGGAGUUCACAUGCGGCAGCGGCCUGGGCUACAUCUACUUCAUCAGCUUCUUCAUGCUGUGUGCUUACCUGAUUAUCAACUUGUUCAUCGCUGUCAUCAUGGACAACUUUGAAUACCUCACAAGGGACUGGACCGUGCUCGGUACUCACCACCUGGAUGAGUUCAAGAGAGUUUGGUCCGACUACGAUCCAGAGGCCACUGGCCGCAUAAAGCACAUCGACGUGGUCACCAUGUUGCGCAGGAUACAGCCUCCUCUGGGCUUUGGAAAACUGUGCCCUCAUCGCGUCGCUUGCAAAAGGCUGGUUGCUAUGAACGUCCCCCUGCACGCCGACGGCACGGUCACCUUCAGCGCCACUCUGUUCGCCCUGGUCCGGACCUCGCUCAAGAUCAAGACUGAAGGUGCCAUCGAUCAGCAGAACGAGGAGCUGAAGGUGAUAAUAAAGAAGCUCUGGAAGCGCACGAAGCCUAAACUGAUUGAUGAAAUCAUUCCGCCCCCUAGAGGGGAUGAGGUGACUUGUGGAAAGGUUUAUGCCAGUUUCCUGAUUCAAGACUACUUCAAAAAGUACCGCAAGAGGAAAGAGAGGGAGAGGAAAUCUAAGAGGAAGGACAAGGCAGCUGCUCUGCAGCUGGGGCUGCGGACGCUGCAGGAUCUGGCUCCAGAGAUGCGUCUGGCCAUGUCCUGCGACAUGGAAGAGGAGGAGCUUGCAGAAGGAGAGGCGGCGGCUGAUGAGAUAUUCGACAGUGAGCCUGGAACGUCGGUGAACCCCACGCCUGCCAGCACGCCGAUGCCACCUAUAGAGAUGCUGGUGGAGCAGACGGCCGUGUUUAUCGAACCGGAGCCCAGGACGGACUUGGACGUGAUCACCCAGCAGGUGAAAGGCCUGCUGGAGCACCAGAGACCCGGGUCAGAGCUGGCAGGGGCCGACAUCGUCACGGACCAGCCCUCCAGGUCGGAGCUCCUGCCCCACAGGGUGGACUCCAUCUGUGAAUCGCCUCUUCCUCCUCCACCAGAGAUAUCAGUGGGAGAAGUUGCAGCUGUUCCAGCUAUUGAAGUUGUUCCAGCUGUUGAAGCUGUUCCAGCUGUUGAAGCUGUUCCAGCUGCUAACGGAUUAGCUGUUCCAGCUGUUGCAGCUGUUCCAACUGCUAAUGGAGCAGCUGAGCACUUUUACAGCAUCGAGGGUGAUGCUGCAAGUGUAGCAUCAGUAGAUGGGUAUAUUUAUCCAGAUGUUCCGACUCCUGUCCCAACUGAGCCGGUCUACAACGGCCAGAGUCUGGAUCUGACCAGCAGCAUGGGGGAGAUGCGCUACGACACGCCGGAUCCCGGCUUCGUUGGCAACGGUUACGCCGACAACAACAUGAACGGAGGGAGUGUUGCCCUGAGUCCCACCCCCUACACGGCCAAUGGUUAUAAUGGGAAUGGAUACGCAGACUACCAUGAGAACGGCAGCAUCACCAACGGCCACGACAGCACCAUGAGUGGCAACGGGAACGGAAGCUUGAGCGGCUACAACGGAACCGAGAACGGAGGCUCCCAGUUCGUCAGGAGGCGGCUGCUUCCUAACAUACCAAAAGGUCGCAAGCCUACCUUUAACUUCCAGUGUCUGAGGCCGCAGAGCAGCGUGGACAACCUGCCCAUCCCUGGGAACUACGAAGGGAACACGUCACCGACCAGAUCCCGCCUGCAGAUCCAGCACAGCCUGGACUCCAGGCCCAGCAGCGUGUCCUCCAUGUCUUCCGCCUCCUGGAUGAACACGGCAGCAGCUGGCACCACUCCUCUCCCAGGAGUAAUUGCCCCCCCGGGGCGCAGGGGCAAGCUCGUCUACACCCCCAUGAUCCUGGUGGACGAGGCGACCGGCACCAGCCAGCCGCUGUGGAGCGACGGCUCCGCCAGCCUCCCGGCGGGCCGGCGGCCCGGCUGGUACCCCGGCCAGUCCAGGACCUUCACCAGCGUCAGGAUGCCCAGCUCCAUCAACAAAAGCUUCGUAGACAAAGGCAGCGCAGACAGCCUGGUCGAGUCGAUCUUGAUCUCCGAGGGUCUCGGUGUCUUCGCCAGGGACCCCAAGUUUGUGAACUUUGCCAAGCGGGAGAUCGCUGAAGCCUGCCACAUGACCGUGGAUGAGAUGGAGAACGCCGCCGCUGACCUGAUAGUCCGGGGAGCCAGCCAGUCCCUCUCCCGCUUCGAGGAUGAACUGGCCGACGAGAUGAACUGUGUGAUUUCUUACUGAGAUCAACGAACCUCGAACAAGGAUGAGAAUCAAGGAUUUUACGAGCCAAAGAGAAUCAAAUCUUAUAUGUGGUGUGUGUCGAUUUUAUUUUGUAUCAUAUGUGAGGAAAGUGUAUUUGGUAUGAUACAUUUUUGUUUGUGAAUGCCAAAAGACACACACACAUUCAUCUUAAGAGCACAUACUACUCUCUGGAGAGUUCAACAGAGAAUUCUGCUGAAUACGACAUCGGACUGUGGCACCACAUGUCACUUUUUUCGUCACUGACUCAUUUUGUACUGUACAUGAAUGUCAUCACUUUCUACUCCUGUGUGCUUGGUUUCGUUUAGGGUGAAACAAUUAAACAGUGAAAUAAGAUCAUGUUGAGCUAUUAAACAUAGAUCAAUAAUGCAUUCUCUUUAAAAACAUGUUAAGAGCCUGUCUGCAAGUUUCCAACAGCAUGAACUAUUUUAGAGAAAUAUUUAAGUUCAUUGAAUAUCCUCUAAGAUGCAACAAGUAAACUUGUAGAAAACAAAUGUAAAAAAUGUGUUUAUUGAUUUUUAUGACUGUUUGGUUGGAUCGCUGCAAAGU
Molecule: messenger RNA, 7184 nt
Organism: Cololabis saira (Pacific saury)
Lineage: Eukaryota; Metazoa; Chordata; Actinopteri; Beloniformes; Belonidae
Gene: cacna1fa
Product: calcium channel, voltage-dependent, L type, alpha 1F subunit a
Exons: 47
Coding region: 384-6617 (2077 amino acids)
Biological process (GO): calcium ion import across plasma membrane
Cellular component (GO): membrane; voltage-gated calcium channel complex
Molecular function (GO): high voltage-gated calcium channel activity
Source: RefSeq, a predicted model, not a curated record